AUGGAGGGCUCAUCGCAGAAUGGGCCUGGCGGGGUCAACGGCGACAGUUCAAUGACCAGAGCAGAGAGAUUUGAGAACGAGAAACGGAGGAUUAUUGAGACCUGCUUUGGAAAGAAGGACGAGGAUGGAUCCUUGCUGGAAUCAUAUAUCACCCAUAUAAGAAUCACAGAAGAUGCCGCUUACCCUUCGUCACCGCCCCCUCUCAAUUCCAAUCCAGAGACCAAGAAGCCUCGACUUGUAAUUGUCGCUGUGCGGAAAUCCGGGCGCGUGCGCAUGCACAAGGCAAGGGAGAAUGCCAACGGAAGUUUUUCGAUAGGCAAGACGUGGAUGCUGGAUGACCUGACAGCUGUGAAGUCCUACAGUGGGUCAACUCCUUCCAACCUGGAAGAGGAGCAGCACAAACAAUGGGCAGGAGGAACCGGGUUUGUCGUAACUAUCGGCAAGCCAUACUACUGGCAGGCAAACACCCAGAAGGAAAAGCAAUUCUUCAUUGCAAGCCUCGUCAAAAUAUACACCAAGUAUACUGGGGGAAAGACACCUGAGCUUGUUGGGUUUGAUCCAAGGGAGCGGGACCAGUUGCUCGGGGUUUCUGCCGCUGCCGCUGGUACUCGACCUUCGCCCCCUUCGCUGCCGCCCGCCGGGGGCCAAGGUCCAAGGCCACCAUAUGGCCAGGCUCAGAAUCGUCCACUGAGGCCUGAGCCGCCGCAGGAACGGGCUCUUAGACCUGAGAAAUCACAAGAUCGAGUUCUUAGACCAGAACCAUCACAGGAGCGGGUGCUACGGCCACAGCCUAGUCGAGAUGCCGUGCAACGCCCACAGGGUCGAAUGCCGCCUCCAGGUGGAUCUACUGGUGGGUCCUUCAAUUCGCAAUCAUCGCGGCCAGACAUUCGAAGUCGCUCCCCAAGUAGUAGCAUGGAGUCUGGUGGCCCUGGCCCGCAGCAAGCCCUGCCGCCCUUGCGGAGAUUCCCAGGUCCUAAUCAAAGCCCGGAAUCAUUCGGAAGAGGGGAUGACAGUCGAAGAGUUCCCAGCGCUACUCAAAGCCCCGAGCUAUUUGGAAGGAACGGUGAUACUCCAAAUAUUCCCCCACGCUCGCGUGGUGGAUCUAAUGGCACCCCAAACGCACCUGGCAGGUUUCCAGACCGCAGCAUCACACCCAACUCGCAACGUGCAAUCACGCCUGACAAUGGUAUGUUUGGCACUAAAGACACAUUGAAUGAUGCUCCACCAAUACCUGCACCUCUGGCAUUGCCGCCGGAACGGCGCAGACCUGCCCUAUCAAACAUUAACGACUCAUCACGUCAACGUGGUUUAAAUAUUCCGGAUGAGAGCAUUAUCCCUGCGCCAUUAGCAAGCCCCGGAAUGCGCAGAGACAGAGAAAGAGACGAAUUGCGUCCUCCAGCACGCAACAGUGAGCGAACAACCCCCCGUGAACGCGACGCCAACUUCCACAUGACCAGCAUUCAGCCAAGUAUAGACGCCACUAUCAAGUCGGAGACACCUAGGAAGCUGUCAGGAGAUACAGGUCGGAGUGAAUCAAUGAAAAGCUCAAGCAGCAUCCCCGCCGUGGUAUCGGCCCAGCCACCGGCUGCCACACCCGAGCCACCGGUACCUGUGGUGCCACAGAUGCCACCAGAGCCAGAGGAGCCAGAUGAGGAAUCGCGUCCUGGGCUAGGUCCUAUGAUCAAGAAGAAGUCUAAGGGCGACAUUGCCAACACAUUCCUCAAAGCCGCAAAGACCACUAACGCUUUAAAUGCUUUCAAGGCCCGUGCCGGAGGGGCUGCUGAGCGCCUCCGAGAGAUGCAGGCAAAGUCUCCAGAGGGCCCAGAUGGUAUUAGUGGGGUUGUGCCAGCGCCUUCAUUAGUCCGCGGCAUGAGUGGUGGGGAUAGCACGGCUGCUGCAACUCCUUCUACGCCUGCUCCGGACAAGGCCCCUCCACCAAAGCAAGCCGACAGCAUCCCAGAGGUUAAGAUAACAGUUCCCCAAUCAUCAAGCGCCUCUAAGAGCGCAGAGAUCCCACUACAACCACCACAGGACAAUGCUGUAUCAGACAAAUCAAAGGCGCGCGAAGUUAGGCGGCCAAAGCCAGUUUCCGAAACCAUGCAGAAGGAGCUUGCGUCUUUGGGAGUUGACCCAAGUGUCCUAGGCGGUAGAGGAAGCGAAGUAGUCGAUUUCUGGGAACAAUUUGGUUGGGUAGGGGACGGAAUCAGGACUAAGAACAUCGACCAGAUGCAGGAGGAAAUUGAGCGCGAGCUUAACAAGGUCCAAGCCGGAGGUUGGUUGGCUAAAUUAGAUGAAGAGGAUGACAGGAUCGAGGCGGUCAAGUCUGGACUGGAUAAGUGCAUUGAGGAAUGUGACGAGCUUGAUGGCUUGCUAACACUAUACUCUGUGGAGCUGAGUACUCUUAAUGAGGACAUUGCCUAUAUCGAAGCACAAUCGCAAGGCUUGCAAGUUCAAACCGCCAACCAGAAACUUCUACAAGCCGAACUCACAUCACUCCUUGAUACAAUAUCAAUCUCCUCAGACCAGCUGGGGAGCCUUCGCGAAGCCUCUCUGGAAUCCCCGCAGGGCCUUGAGCAAAUUGAGACUUCCCUGGUCACAUUAUUCAAAGCCAUGCUUACCAUAGAUCCUUCACUCGGUUCGUCAGGUCCCCGACCCAGUGAAGAUGGCAGUCUAGGUUCUGGCAAACCAGGUGGGAUCGGCAGUUCCGAGAUUGGAAGCAUGCGUGUUCUUCAAGAAAAGAAGGAUGUGUACAGGGACGAAAGUGCAAUGUUCCUUCGUCGGCUGAAACCAUUCUUACAAGUUAAAUUUGGCGCUGCCAUUGAUGAAACAAGGAAAGCUCUGGAGCGUGAGAAAGGAAGUAACCUCACUAGAGCGGCAGGCAAAGUUAAACUUGAUCCCCGGAAUCAUGAUCUGUCUCGCGAGAUUCUUUGGAGAUACAGCCCCCUUAUGCUGUUUUCAAGGGAGGCAGAUAAACCAGAAUGGGAGGAUCUAAUUAAGACCUACGAAAUGGUUUCCCGUCCUCUUUAUCAAGAUGAGUUCAGAGACGCAGUAUUUUCCUGGAAGCGCAUUGCAAAGAAGCCUACUGGAGAUGAAGCCGAGAUCUUGUUCACGUCCCAGAUCGAGAAGCAGGCUGAAGGCAUUGCAACUACUGCUAGGAAGCUGACUGUGAAGAGAAGUCAGACUCUGGCAAAGAGUCUACGUUCACCUAUCGGCGACAAUACCAGCAAGACCGCUAUUGAUAAAGCCCCUGAUGGCCGUCUCCAGCCAUACGAGGUAUUCGUGGGAACUCUCGACGAAAUGGUACCCAUAAUGAGCAUGGAACAAAAUUUCGUCGUCGAGUUCUUCCAUAUUACAUCCCUUGAACAGUCUGACUUCCCAGAUGCAGUUGCCGCUGCACCGCCAGAUAAGCGACGUGGCCCGGAUUUGAGACGACCACGGGUAAUGGAUCCAGAUAGGGAUUUGGCGAAGCUAGUUGUUCAGUCAAUGGAGGAGAUCUACUCCUUUUUCGCUGGUGAUAUGCAGGCACUUGUAGACUGGGCUCUUCAAGCAGAUCCAAUGCAAGGCAUAGGUCUCAUUGCUGCUAUUGAGCGCAAACUCACCGAUCUAGAAGAAUCCAGUCAAGAGUAUCUCACAAGAACCCUCCAGAAGCUACACACCAGGAUUCUGGGCCUUUUCAACAAACUUCUUGAUGAGCAGAUCCGCGCGAUUGAAGACACCAAAGUAAAAAUCAAGAAGCGGAAGGGAGUCAUUGGAUUCAUCCGUAUCUUCCCUUCAUUCUCCUUGGCGGUGGAGACUAUGCUUGUGUCAGCAAAUGGCUUGGAGAUUCGGGAGACUGUCAAUCACGCAUAUACCCGUAUAAACAAGACAAUGUUCGAGUCUCUCAAAGUCAUCGCAAGAGAAAAUCCUGGUGCCCAGACUGCAGGUGCCGAUCCCGAAGACAAAGAAGCGCUCAACUAUCAGAUCCUUCUCAUUGAGAACAUGAACCAUUAUCUCGAGGAAGUGGAUACUCGCGGGAACCCCGUUCUUGAGGAUUGGAAGCAAAAUGCGGCGCAAGAAAUGGAGGAGCACAUGUCACUUUACCUAGGCGCCGUGAUCCGUAGACCAUUGGGCAAGCUUCUCGACUUCUUGGAGAGUACAGAAAGCCUUAUGGUCUCCCAACAAGCAGGAGAACCAGCAUCUAAGAUCGCUUCAAUGCCAAGCCAUUCAAAGUCGACAUUUAAGAAGAUCCUUGCAGGUUACGACUCUAAGGAGAUCAAGCGAGGCAUCGAAACCCUGAAGAAGCGAGUAGAGAAGCACUUCGGAGAUGCAGAUGACCCAGGACUUAGUCGUGCAUUGGUGGCAAAGGUCAUCCAGAACUGCGAGAAGUAUUACGAGAACGUUGGGGACCGGAUCUUGACAAUUAGCAGAGAUGUGUAUGAUGGCGACGUGAUUUCGGAGUGGACCAAGGCGGAUGUCUCGACAGCUUUCAGAAAAUAA
Molecule: messenger RNA, 4476 nt
Organism: Venustampulla echinocandica
Lineage: Eukaryota; Fungi; Ascomycota; Leotiomycetes; Helotiales; Pleuroascaceae
Exons: 4
Coding region: 1-4476 (1491 amino acids)
Biological process (GO): exocytosis; Golgi to plasma membrane transport
Cellular component (GO): exocyst; plasma membrane
Molecular function (GO): phosphatidylinositol-4,5-bisphosphate binding
Source: RefSeq, a predicted model, not a curated record